AUACUGGCGGGGGGAGGGGUGGGGUUUAGAGGAAGCGGAAGUGUCAGAGCAGGCGGAAGUGGUACUGCCCUGAAUACCCUGAGCAGCGAGCGGAGGACGGCUUGAUUAACUCCCAUCGUUCAGAGACUAAAAUCGGGAUUUCUAGUACGCUCUAAAUCCUCAAAAUGGAUAAGAACGACCUGGUGCAGAAAGCCAAGCUGGCCGAGCAGGCCGAGCGCUACGACGACAUGGCGGCUGCCAUGAAGGCCGUGACGGAGCAGGGCCUGGAGCUCAGCAACGAGGAGCGCAACCUGCUCUCUGUCGCCUACAAGAACGUGGUGGGGGCCCGCCGCUCAUCCUGGCGCGUCAUCUCCAGCAUCGAGCAGAAGACGGAGGGGAACGAGAAGAAACAGCAGAUGGCCCGCGAAUACCGUAUGAAGAUCGAGGCUGAACUCCAAGAAAUCUGCCACGACGUGCUGAAUCUGCUCGACAAAUUCCUCAUUCCCAACGCAUCUCAGGCGGAGAGCAAGGUGUUCUACCUCAAAAUGAAAGGAGACUACUUCAGAUACCUGUCGGAGGUGGCCUCUGGGGACUCAAAGAAGGACACGGUGGACAGCUCUCAGCAGGCCUACCAGAAAGCCUUCGACAUCAGCAAGAAGGACAUGCAGCCAACACACCCCAUCCGGCUGGGCCUGGCCCUCAACUUCUCCGUCUUCUACUACGAAAUCCUCAACUCGCCCGAGCAGGCCUGCACUCUGGCCAAGCAGGCUUUCGACGAGGCGAUCGCCGAGCUCGACACCUUGAACGAGGACUCGUACAAAGACAGCACGCUGAUCAUGCAGCUACUAAGGGACAACCUCACUCUGUGGACAUCAGAAAACCAGGGCGACGAGGGCGAAGCCGGUGAUGGGGAGAACUAGAGCGCACUUCACUGUUAACCCAUCCCCACUCUCUUCCUCCUCCUCCUCCUUUGAUCUCUCUUCCUCUCUCUUCUUCCCUGUCUUCGUACACAUAAAAAAAAACAGCCCGUUCAUUCCCCCUCGUCCCACUUUUUUUCAAGCCCAGCCUCCCAACCUCCCUUCUGUAUAACCAACAGCAUGAAUAGUACCUGACCUUCACAGACAGAUGGGGGUGGGGGGGAAAAAAAGAGGAGGGGGGGGGGCGGCGAGAGAAAGUACUCCAUCACCCCGCGAUCCCUCCAUCCAUCCCUCCCUCCCUCCCCUUGAUCACGGCACUCCGAGGCAGGCCAGCAGCCUAAAUGCACUGGUCAGUGUAGUCUUUUAGCACGCAGGGAGGGUUUUUAUCCCAAAACUACAAAAUAAAGCGUCUUUUAGGGCCCCCACUUAUUUUUUUUUUAAUCUCCCUCCUCCAUUCCUUCUGCUCUUCCCUCACUCCUCUUCCUGACAUCUUCCUAACCCCCCCACCACCCUCUAGUGAGUUAAUGCACAUACAUAGUUGUCCACUCUCUCUCCCCCCCCUUCCCCUCCCUCGCUCUAUUGAGUUUAAUGCACUUCUCUAGUUGUCCACCCCUUCUCUUUUGGCUUUUCUUAGUGUACUGGCAAAUGGCCGGUUUUAUUCCACUUUAAACAAAACAACAACGAAAGGUUAUUAAACUGUCUGUUUAUUUUCAACAAACACUGUGAUGCUUAGUUUUUCCUCCACCUCGCCCGCCAGAUCCUGGUUUUGGUGGCGAGAACAAUAUUCAGCUGGGAGGGGGAGGGGGGCAGCAGUGCGAUUCUGCUGACGUUUAUACAGAAGGGUCCUCCUACAAGGCUGUAUUGUGACACUGACAAAUCUUAAAAACCAGAGCGUUUUUAUUUUAUUUUUUUUACCUGCUGUGUAAUCAAACACCUUUUUUUUUUCUUUAUUUUAUUUUCUAACUCCGACCUGGAGUUUUAUUCAACUGGCGUUCUUUACAGUUCGGACCUAAAACUAAUUUGGGAACUUAUUGAGAGGAAAAAAAAAGCAUACAUUCCAUCAUGACGUUUUCACAACCAACGAGACGCGCCUGCUCCCUCGGAUGGGCCUCCAGUCCGACAUCAGCAACCCUGUCCCUAAAGUUAAUUCCCUAACAUGUUCGUUUCCCCUUGAGAUUGCUUUUUCCUUUUUUUGUUGUUGUGUAUAACAACUCUUUACUUCCAGUUUUUGAAAACUGUAAAAUUGUAAAACAUUUUUAGAGCUCAACUGUAAAUCUGUCUUUUUUUUUUGUUUGUUUUUUUGGGGAAAACAAAGCGGUUUGUCGUUGUUGUUCGUUAACACCUGCUUGCAAUGAAAACCUUGAAGCCGUUACGCUCGGCUGCCGUUUAAUGCUUGGGCUUUUUUUUUUGGUACUUUAUUUUCUCUUCCUCGGCCCCUUAUAUAGCCCCUUGAUUGACAAGUCUACAAAAAGUCCUAGGCUUCCACUCGCUGAAUGGGUCCAUCUGCCAACAAGAAGGCAUGCCAUCCUUUAUAGCCGUGGAAGUCCUCCCGCAAGAAUGGAGUGGGGGAACUUGUACCCUCUGUGGAUCGACGCUUAAAACUUCCUGCUUCCUCGUUUUCCAAAAUAUGAAUGGCAGUCGUGGCAGUUGGCCACAUUUUAUUUCCUACUAUGGCCACGCCAAGACCCGCCCUUCAAUAGCAGCCCGAUUGGUUGAGGUCAGGCAUUGACCUCGAGUGGUUAAGGUUAGGAUAGCCAAUAGGUCGGAGGAUGGGACCUGUAUUAAUUGGGGCUACGUUGCCUCACAUAAGCAUGGCCGCCUGGCCACCAGUAGCGUGUGAAUGCUAUUGAAGGGCUGGCAGUUAGGCCUGCCGUUAUUCCUUCGAAGAUGUUCAAGAUUGGAGUAUCAGCUAACUGCCUUAAAAAACCAAAAGUUGAGUUGAGCUUCAGAGUUCAAUAAUGAUCUUGAAAACAGGCAAAAAACAAAAUAUUUUUCCUUUCUGAUUAAUAACUAUAAGAAAGGUGUAACCAAAUCCAACAUUUUUAUUCAGUACUUAGUGUUAAGUCGGGGCCUUUCUUUUUAGGCUUAACCCAGCUGACUUGUUUAAAUGUAACAUUUCAAAUCACAGAAAAACAAAACAAAGGAAGCAGUGAUUUUAAGUGCCCCCCCCCACUCCCCACCUUGGUGUAAAUUUCAGUCCAAGACCGGUACGUGAGUGGAAGGAAACCCAAUCUCCCGGCAGCCGAUCAUCUGUUUGUGGAAGUGAGAACCUGUAGUUUGGAUCACGGUUAAUGUGUUCGGUAACACUUUACUACGUAAGAGUGACAUGACACUGUCAUGAACACAUGAACCCUGACUCGAACUUGUCAUGACAAAAACCAAAUGACAGACGCAUUAUGUCAAACGUUUGACUUCUUUAUAAUGUUUAUGACCCGUUCAUGACCACGUCAUGUCACUCUUAUGUAGAUCCCUUCAAGUAAAGUGUAACCAUGUAUUCAAGCUAGAGUUUAUAAACAUGCAUAAAUGUCAUGGCAACCUUUUUUUUUUUUUUAAAUUAUCUUUUUGACCGCGUGUAGAAGAGAGAACACUCGCUGAGCAGUCGACGGUACAAAAUCCCGGCUCAUUUCCAGAUCCGAUCUUUUCCGAUGUGUACAUUUUGGACUCCUUGUGGUUUCUCUUGUUUAGGCGACUGCGCCCCCUGCCCAUAGCGAGGUACUGUACGUGUCCAGAAGCAGUUGAGAGCUAAACUUUGGUUCCAAAACCCGCGAGUCCGAUCCACUCAGUGUCACAAUAACCUUGUCACCAUCUCAACAUUCCACCCUUUUUAGGUGUAGAAAAGUCAUGUCUCAAUGUUUGUUUUUCUUUUGCUGGGGACAAAUGUUUUCAUGCACUGAAGUCUAAAAGGUUAAAAAAAAAAAAAAAUAUUCUUCCCUGCCGCUCUUUUUCUCGUUAGCUGAACAAAAAGGCAGUUAUUCUACGCUUUAUAAGGACAAAAAAUAAAUAAAAGAUCCCAUGCAGUAGUGAAUGUGGCACCGAGCCUGUCUGUAUAUCUGGUAUCUCAAAUCGUUUUGUUUUUACUGACCAGUAUUAUGCUUAAAAUAAAAAGGAAAGGAAAAAAAUACCACCCCUGCCCCACCCCCCCCCCCCCACAAAAAAAAAAGUUUGCUUCUGUGACGGUUUUAUUGCUUAGUGCGCACGUGGUUGUGAAAAUUUAGACUUAGCUUAAGGACACCAAUAAAACUAAGAAAAAGAAGAAAAAAAAAAAAAUACCCUUCAACACCUUCCUCCCCCCCCCCCCUCCCCCUCCUGGUUAUUGAAGUAAUACUAGAUUUGUGUAUGUCUUUUAAAAAAAAAAUAAAAAAAAAAUCCAACUCUAGUUUCACCUUA
Molecule: messenger RNA, 4283 nt
Organism: Perca fluviatilis (European perch)
Lineage: Eukaryota; Metazoa; Chordata; Actinopteri; Perciformes; Percidae
Gene: ywhaba
Product: tyrosine 3-monooxygenase/tryptophan 5-monooxygenase activation protein, beta polypeptide a
Exons: 7
Coding region: 165-899 (244 amino acids)
Biological process (GO): signal transduction
Cellular component (GO): cytoplasm
Source: RefSeq, a predicted model, not a curated record